AGCACAUAUUGGGUAAAAUUCAAAGAAGCAGUUGAGCUGUCAACACUUUCAUUAAUGUACACAGAAAAACAAGUGCGGUCAAGUUCGUUUUGAGAUAAGGGAGGGUAGGAUUCUUUGGUAGUCCGAUGGCUUGGGCCUCUGAUCGUCUAAUUCUCUAUUGCCCUCGCUGUUGCUGUGAUUGUGCCAAGGGUUUGAUGCAUCUGCCAAGAAAAUGUUACUGAAAGCUUUGCUUGUUGUGUCCCUCCUCUUCCCAUUUUGCACAUCCAUUGACACCAUAGAAAUGGACCAACAUGUAAAGGAUGGUGAUCUUCUGGUGUCCAAAGGAAACAUCUUCGCAUUAGGGUUCUUCAGCCCCAGAAACUCCAGCUCCAGGUACGUCGGAAUUUGGUAUGUUCAAAACGAUCAAAAAGGUCAAAAGGUAGUGGUUUGGGUAGCAAACAGAAACGACCCCAUCAAUCAUACCUCCGGUGUCCUUACUAUAGACGGGUAUGGGAGACUGCUUUUUUAUUCUAACAAUAUGCAGAACAUUCCUGUGUGGUCUACAAAUGUGACGGUUCAAACUACGAGCACUAGUUGCAGGGCUCAGCUUUUAGAUUCUGGAAAUUUAGUUCUUUUCCGGGAUAAUAAAAGCAAAAAUUUUAUGUGGCAGAGUUUUGAUUAUCCUACAGAUACUCUCCUUCCGGGUAUGAAACUAGGCGUGAAUUGGAAAUUGGGGAUAGAAUGGGUCUUAACAUCUUGGAAGUCACAAGAUGACCCUGGAACUGGGGAAUACACCACUAGGCUCUAUUCCAAUCAGACAGCCACCCCCGAAUUUUUUACUUUUUAUAAAGGUUUGACUCCGCAUUGGCGAUCUGAUCCAGCGAACACGCGUACUAUUGUCAAUAAUCAGGGCGAAACGUAUUCCUUUGUUAAAAACGAUAGCACUCCAACAAGGGCGGUGUUGAAGGAUUCUGGGUUGCUGCAAAUCCUCAGGUGGAACAAGGCAGAUAGAGAAUGGAAGGAACUAUGGUCUGCGCCAAAAUAUCAGUGUGACCAGUAUGAAGAGUGCGGUGCCAACAGCAAAUGUAGUCCUGAUAAUAUCAAUUCGUUUGAGUGUGAGUGUCUGCCAGGGUAUGAACCGAAGUCUGUCAAUGAUUGGAAGAUGAGAGACGGUUCGGACGGGUGUGUGAGUAAACGAGUUGCAGUAUCAAAGUGUAGGAACGGAGAAGGUUUCAUGAAAGUGGCACGAGUUAAAGAUCCAGACACAACGAAAGCAGCACGGCUGGAAAAAGGUAUUAGUGUCAAAGAGUGUAAGCAGGUGUGCUUAAGCGAUUGUUCUUGCACUGCAUAUAUGAUCAUAGAAUCUGAAGGGCGCAGUGAUUGCUUGACAUGGUAUGGUAAGUUGCGGGACAUUUUAGUGUACACACAGGCAGGGCGAGAUCUGCAUGUACGAGUGGACAAAAUCGAAUUAGCUGAAAAUUUCAGAAAUUCGAAAGGUUUUCUUAAAAGGAGGGGCAUGCUGGCUAUUCUGAUGUUGUCUGUUCUUCUAGCAUUGGUACUGAUCGUUGCGUUGGCCUGUUGGAGGAUUAGGAAAAAGAGGAAGACAAAAGCAGUUGAGAUUGAAGAAACUAGGAGACAUCCCGAAUUGCAGUUUUUCCAUCUGAGAACGAUAAUUGCAGCUACGAACAACUUCUCUCCCGUCCAAAAACUUGGCCAAGGUGGUUUUGGCACUGUUUAUAAGGGUGUGUUACGAAAUAAUCAGAAUAUUGCUGUAAAAAGAUUAUCCAGAGCUUCAGGACAAGGAGUUGAAGAAUUCAAAAAUGAAGUUGCGCUGAUAGCGAGACUUCAACACAGGAAUCUCGUGAAACUUUUAGGCUGUUGCAUAAAGGGAGAAGAAAGGAUGUUAGUCCUGGAAUACUUGCCGAACAAAAGCUUGGACUACUUUCUUUUCGAUCACACAAAAAAGUCCUUGCUGGAUUGGCAAAAGCGAUUCGAAAUCAUCAAUGGGGUUGCUCGUGGGGUUUUGUAUCUUCACCAAGACUCAAGACUUAGGAUUAUUCACAGGGAUCUAAAAACCAGCAAUGUCCUUCUAGACGCUGAGAUGAACCCAAAAAUAUCAGAUUUUGGCAUGGCAAGAAUCUUCCAUGGGGACCAACUCCAAGAUACGACCAACAGAGUUGUCGGAACAUAUGGCUAUAUGUCACCGGAGUAUGCAGUGUUCGGGAGAUUUUCAACCAAAUCGGACGUUUUUAGUUUUGGGGUCAUAUUAUUGGAGAUUGUAAGUGGCAAGAAAAACAACGGUUUCUAUCAAGCGGAUCAUUUCGUAAACUUAAUAGGACAUGUUUGGCAGUUGUGGAGUGAAGACAGAGCCUUAGAAAUUGUGGAUUCAUCAUUGGAGUCAUACGCGCCCGACGAAGCCAUGAGAUGCAUACAAGUCGGGCUCUUGUGUGUCGAAGAAGAGUCGAAGAACAGACCAUCCAUGUCAGCUGUUGUUUUUAUGUUGAGCGGCGAAGCAUCUGCUCCAUCUCCUCAGCAGCCUGCAUUUUCCUUGAGAAAAAAUUCAUGCGGCGAUGCUGUUGUUCCGUCAGUUUCUGAAGGAUCGUGUUCUAUCAACGACGUGACAAUAACUAAAUUCGAAGGUCGAUAACUAAAUUAUGAUGUCAUCUGUGAUAAAGCAUGGUCUUUCGGAAACUGAAUCAUAUAUAUUGAAAUGAGACUUCAGUUAUAUAGGCUAUUUCAUACACUUUCAAAUACCUCUUGGAUGUAUCUAAUAAUAUAGAACUCUUUCCAACA
This is a messenger RNA of Malus domestica (apple), 2772 nucleotides long. RefSeq names its product G-type lectin S-receptor-like serine/threonine-protein kinase SD1-1. The record is from RefSeq and is a predicted model, not a curated record. Lineage: Eukaryota; Viridiplantae; Streptophyta; Magnoliopsida; Rosales; Rosaceae. Gene Ontology annotation, molecular function: ATP binding; protein serine/threonine kinase activity. Gene Ontology annotation, cellular component: plasma membrane. Gene Ontology annotation, biological process: recognition of pollen; protein phosphorylation.